Messenger RNA from Mercenaria mercenaria, 4733 nucleotides. RefSeq lists its product as uncharacterized. Lineage: Eukaryota; Metazoa; Mollusca; Bivalvia; Venerida; Veneridae. The record is from RefSeq and is a predicted model, not a curated record. The transcript is spliced from 9 exons. The coding region runs from base 2484 to 3527 and encodes 347 amino acids. Gene Ontology annotation, biological process: signal transduction. Gene Ontology annotation, molecular function: protein binding.
AAAGUAACAAACAUGUUGUUAACUAGAAAAGAGAAAACAAUACCUAGACAUAUAAUAUAUAAUCAAAUAUAAUGCAAUUAACAAAGGAAGUGAGAAUACAAUGACAUGGGUUCUUCAUAAUGUAUUAAUAAUAACCAAAUUUCUUUUUUUGAUUGCCUCUUUGAUACAUUUACACACAUUUAUAAACUCAUCUUUGUUGGUCGAAUUUAGUAGUGAAUGGAACUAUUGACUUGAAAAUUAAAACAGUUAUUCACUAUCAAAGUCUACACCAGGAGAAACAAUCCCUAUAACUCCGAUUUGAAUUUUGACAGAGUUAUGCCCAUUUUUAACUUAGAAUGUUUAAGUUUUAUAAAGUUUUUACUGGCAAAGCUCUAAUUCAGAGUCAAGCACUGAGAAAAGUCGAGUGCGCUGUCUUAUGGACAGCUCUUGUUAUUUUAGGUAGAGUAUGUGCAUUUGGGUAGUAUAAUACAAUAUCAAGCAUCAAAUUACAAACAUUAAAACGAAAUAGAUAUUACAUUGCGAGAACGAAAACGUUUUAUACGAGUGUUAAUCAACCAGGAAAAGAACUGGUCAGUGGCUCCGACUCUGGACAUUUGCGCCUCCUCCAAGGCUUUGGCUCCUCCUCUUAGCCAAAAUUGAACAUAGAUGGGUAAAACCCGCCGUUAAAACACAUAAAUAAUUCAGAUUUAACAUACCAUUAUGGGAAAAAUUGGUACAAUGUAUGUUUACUCUUAUUUGUGUAAAUUAGGGCGAAAUAUAUGGGUAAAUCUCCACUUUUGGUUCGAACUUGCCCCAUUUUCCAACUUUUAAAAGUUCUCACGUCAAGGAAUGCAUUUACCUUGCCAAAUGGCCUGCAUAUAUAAAAAGUAUAAUCAUUUCUGAGUGGAACUACAUUGGCUAUUUUUUAAAUAGGGCCUUAAAUUUAUCUGAGAAAGGAAACAAUCAUCUCACCCUUCUUUUUUGUUUACAUUCUGCAUAAAGUUCCGGUCAUUAGCGCCUCCUCGGAAGUAUCAUUGGCUCUUUUUUCAAUUCAUCUCAUCAAAGAGGACGAGCCAGUGUUUACAGGCCGUGUUACUGCUUUGCCGUUUUGGGGCGUUAUUCUGUACAUUGGAGCAGGUAAUAUUAUUACACAUAGUUUUGUCAUAUCUCAUACACAGUGUAAGUAAAGCAUGCCCAUCAGAGAAUAAACAAUCUACUUCUUUUACGGUAAAGUCUACUAAGUGUUUUAACAGAUCUGCAGAACCAGUAGUGUAAUCAAUCACAGAGAUGUUUUUAAAUGUAAAAUUUCCAAUGUCUUUAUCUUGACCAAAUCGGCCGUUGAGAAUGUAAAGAUUAUUAUUUUUACAAAUUUCAAUUAAUUUUCUACCAGUGUUAUUGAUAGUACUAUCUCGAGAUGUCCGUAAGAUGCUCAUAUCUAACUAACUUGAAAUUUCAGUUUGAUUAAAAAAAUUUACAAUAUCUUCAUCAAAUUCAAAAAUGUUCGUACAAUAAGCUUAAAGCUUUCAUAACAAUCGACCUAAAACAAAUUAGUAUACUAGCGGAAAAAAGAACCUGUGCAUGUGUAAAAUGUUCAUGUAUCGCUCAAUUUUAUAAAUUAAAGCUUGAAACUUUACACAGGUAAGCUGUGUAUCCCUCUCGGUCAUUUGCUGAUGCAAUAACCAUAUCAACUGAGCUGGGAUUAAAUAAAGGUCAGAUAAAACCAUGUUGAUUUUUUUUUCUUAUAUACCUUCUAAGUUAUAGCAUAUUAUACCCAUGCACAGUUUCUUUUUUCCGCUAGUAUAUAAACUAAGGGGGCAUUUCGUGUUCUACGAGCUCUUGUCAACCGUAACCCUUGAACUGUUGAAAUAAAAUCCCAAUAAAGAUCUUUAAAACACAUAAAAUUAACUUAUAUAUCAUUAAGUAUCAGUUUGUUGCAAAAUCACAUUCGAAUUUACAUAAAAUAAUUAAAGUUUAAUCGUAAUAUUUCUUUUUUCUCUCGAAAGCCGCUUUUUCAAAUCAAAACUCACUCAUUAAAACUUGAAUGUAAUUUUAUUUUCAAUUUGGACCUCUUUACUUAAUAUUAUAUAAUAGUUAAUCUUGAAGAUAGCCUCCCUCGCAGCUGCAGAAAAUCUUACAUAAUAUAAAGUCACAGAAGUGGGCAAAGUUCCACGACAUUGAUGUAUACACGAAGCUGAAAUGAUUUAUACUCUGAUAUUUAAUGAAUUUAAAAGCGAUUUCACAUUUAUAAAACAAUUUCAUACCAGACACGUUUAAAAAACAUUGUAAGUAAAAAUUUUUUCCGAUCAAUAAAGCUUAAAAAUUUAACGCAGAAAAAUAUGCAUUUUGCCCAUAUAAUAGACAUUGGUAAAGUUAUCUUAAAAUUAAAAUUGAUCUUCUGCAAGACUUGAAAUCCUAUAGAAUAGAUUAUUAUAUAUAUAAUCUUUGUUCCUAAUUGAUGGAUAACAGUAAAUUUUGUGAGAUUCUUUCAUUGAUUGUAGGUGCAGAUGAAAGUACCCAAAUACUGGAAAUAUGUUUCCUGUUCAACCUAUACGCCGAUCCACAGUAUAUACGAUGAGGAUGAAAAAGCAGAGAUCAAGGCCUCGGAUUGUUUGCAGGUGAUGGACAAAGUCCAAUCAGAUGAAAUACCUAAUGUGGAAUUUCCGCCUGAUGAUGAUAAAUCGACCAUGUUAAAUGGAAACCAUGCUCCAGAUAUAUUCGAUUUGGAAUUCUUCAUAGGUAUCGCGUUUCCGCCAAUUAUCAAUGAUCCAGAUUUCGUCAAGGCACUUGAGCAUUUCAUUAAAGGAGACAAUGCUCCAUCCCGCAGCUUUAUUGAAGAAUGUUCCUGGAUGUAUUACCUUUUUUAUGAUCCUGUAGGUACUACAGAACAUACAGUUACACUACAGGUGAUUUUAAUCAGACUUGUUUCAAUGGCCAUUCUUCUUGACAAAGCAGCGAAGGUCAAAUAUCUUACCAGACCUGGAAGGAAUAGAGGUAUUUGUAUAAAAGUCUUUCUUCUGAGCAACGAGGGAGCACACGCGUAUAAUGGGAACGGAGCAUUCUUCGGAAGACCCAGACGUCAAGAAUACAUUCCGCUAAUGGAACAUGACGAGACAGAACCAGCUUCAGGUUUUGAAGUAAACAGAAUUGUCGUCUUCAAACCAACUUACAUUUACUGUAACACGCAUCCUGAAGUCACAACGAAAUUUGUAGAUGCAUGUACACAAUAUGAUAUAAAGGAACCAUCUGGCAAUCCAAACCUUUCUGUUGAUACCCUUCAAAGAAGCCCAUCAGAUAAGGACAUUGGUACAAUAGCACUCAAUAUCGGACCGGAAUGGCAUUCGCUAGGUUUGCAGUUGGGUUUGUCGGAAGUUGAGCUCUAUCAAAUUAGGGAAGACAACAGAGAAAACUGUGUACAGCGAAACUCAGCAAUGCUGUUCAGAUGGAGAAGAAACAAAGAAAACUGUGCAACAUUUGAAGAACUUUGCAACGCUUGUAUUCGUAUAAAUGCAAAUCCUGACAACAUUUUGAAAAAUAUUGAAGAAGCAUAAAAGGACUUAAAAAGACUCGUUUUACAAGUACAGAUGAAACGACUGUCUUUUUAUAUUUAAUGUCAAAUGUUAACACAUACACUCAAGAAUAGUGAAAACCUAACAUUCAUUUAUGGCAAAUAUUUGGUUUCUUUUGUAGCAUAUUCUUUGCAAUAUAUGUACGCAGAACUCGUGUUAUAAUUCAUGAAAAUAUAGAGUGUUAGCAUGUAUAAACGAAAAUCAAAUGAUGAUGAAGUAAAAGUCGAUUGCAAACGUGUCAUUCACUUUGUCUUGAAAGAUAGAAUAUUUUAAAUAAAAUAAUUAUUAACUUUUAUUCUUGUCUAAACGGUGUGCUUUAUAAAAAAUCUUUUGUUGAAGCGAUAUUACAACAAGGCAAUUAACAGUUAUCAUUAAAUUAUUCAGGUAUUUUGGAAGGGUGGAGUUACAGCAAGUGUAUUGGCCAAACUGCACUAUAGGAUACUUAUAGUGGCAAGAAAACGUCAAAGCUUUAAAUCACGUCAGUAUCACACACAAAAGUGUUUUGAUUCAAUGUACUAGUUUUACCAGGCCGUAUAUAUCUUUUCCUUCUUUUUGGCGACAUGUUUAACUUUACAAAGUGAUCGUUACUGUAAGAUAAGGAUAACAUCUAAUCACUGGCUCUACUGCAAAAUAAAAAAGAAUGUGUUAGAAAAUAAAACAAUAUGAAAGGGGUAUAUAUUAGUAAUAAAGUAUCUAAGUUUUUUAAGUCUAAAUGAACCACUUCAAAAUCUGAUAUUGUUAACCUUUGAGACAAUAGAAAUAGUCUUAACCCAAGUAUAGAGUAACAUUUUAAGCGGUCGGUAAUUUUAAACUGUUGUGUUUAAAAUACGUUUAUAUGAAUAUUCAUGCACAAUACAAAUCUAUUUGUUUUCUACACAAGAGCAAGAUAAGAACUGCAAAUCAAUUUGGUAUGGGCCUAUGUAUUUGUAUGUAAAUUUAAAGAUUGAAAAUAGUUGUUUGGUAGGCUGGUUUACAAGUAAGUCAUAAUGACGUAAAAUCUAAAUUCUUUAGAUUUUUAAUGCUUUUAAUUGAUGGUUUAUGUUUAUUUAUGUUUUCUGGUAAUCUACUUGUUAGAUAUUUGUUAUGUAUCUUGAAGUUACAUCUUACCUAGACCUAUGCAUAUUGCUUUACUGUACACAAUGUGAUGGAUUCAUUGUAUGGGCUUAUAUUAAAUAUGUUUAAUUAAAA